Messenger RNA from Cladophialophora immunda, 1356 nucleotides. RefSeq lists its product as uncharacterized. The coding region runs from base 214 to 837 and encodes 207 amino acids. The transcript has 2 exons. The record is from RefSeq and is a predicted model, not a curated record. NCBI's taxonomy places the organism in Eukaryota, Fungi, Ascomycota, Eurotiomycetes, Chaetothyriales, Herpotrichiellaceae.
CUUCCCUUGUUUUACGCCGACGUUGACUGCGCACCAGACGCCGAGAUACGAAACCACCAUAACACAUUCCGCCUCACGUUUCAUCGGCUUGGGUCUACGACUCCCGUGCAACGUCGUGCCUGCUCAUGGGACGUCUCUGAGCGCUCUAAAAAUCACGCGCUGGGGCAUUUGGCGGAGGAGUGGAAAGCGAGCCCCAAAACCCGUUUGCCAGCCAUGUCCGUCCAGGCCCAAGGACCUGGCCCUCGCAGGGAGAUCGAGGAGGUCGUCUUAUCCGACUCCAACUCCGACUCCGACUCGGAAUCCAGCUACGAAGGCCCAGACGACGAUGACGAAGUCGACGACGACUCGGCUUCCAUAGGCAGCGCCGCACGGGGUGUAGAGCACACGCUCGAAGACGCGAUCCGGUCCGCGAGCCUGGCGCGUCUCAGGACCGUCCUGCUCCAGAUGUGCAGCGACAACGCCGUGUGCCGCCAUCUGGCCAGUAAAGCACUCCUGGUCGCCGCGCCUGCCCUCGCGCCGGAGCCGAAGACGGGCAUGAAGCGGCUGCGCAAGGCGUAUGAGAUGUGCUCCCAGUGCGGCACGGAGUAUGAGGUGGAGGAGAACGAGAGGGUCAAGGGCCUCUGCGUGUAUCAUCCCGGCGAGAAAGAGCUCGACUUCGAAUCAGACUUCUGGGCCGACCAUGACCCUAACUGCCAUGGCGAUCCGGACUCGUUCAUUGACGACCCCGACUACGCAGAGGGGUUCCUUUGGAGUUGUUGCGACGAAGAGGGCGGUGCUGAAGGGUGUGAGAGGACGCGGCACCGCCCAGAGAGGAGCAACCGAGCGAGACAUGUUUGAGCGAUGAUGAUCUCGUUUUGUGCGAGUGUUUGCAAGGCUGCCCAUGUCUCACGGGGAGAGAAGGUUGUGGGGAUGGCGAUUUUAACUUCCCUUGAGGCUUGACGGGCAAUUUCAUUCUGCGGUGGCAUUUCUUGAACGUAAAUGGCUUUGCUGGCGCCGGGGAAAAACAAUGCCUCGAUUGGGAUGAGGUUGUUGUUGUUGUGGUUGUGGAGGAUCCGUCCCUCACCCUAUCGUCUGGCCCAAAGCGUAACGCCUUGUCUUGGACCAUGGCUUCGCCCUCAUAUCUUGAGCACUUCGCCAGCCGGCUUCGGAACCAGAUGGCACAGUCUGACACAGAAUGUAUGUCGUCUUCGAAUGUAGCCAUAGUCACUUGAUAGCGACGAGGUGUUCGUCUGAUCUGGUACAGCAGAUAAUGCUGAUCGGGGCAAGGUAUACCACUGCGCUCAAGGGUUAGUAGAACAUACCCUUACAAAUGACGACUUACCUCCCCGGGAAUGAAUUGGAGUGGAUGCUUGAGAA